AAACAAACAAAAUAAACAAAAUUUAAAAAACCUUGCUUCUCCCUGUUACAUACUUUUCAACUAGUCUAGUAUACCUUUUUACCCUACAAGUUUUGGCUAUACUAAAUUCAUUAUGUUCGAUAAAUUGGGGACAUUGAAGACCUCGCUUCCUUGUUGGCUAUCGUAUAUAAAGCCCCAUUCUGAACUCGAUGUUAUGACAGUGCAAAUCACCACAAAGUCAUCUGAAGAUGAAGUUGACUCUUUGUUUCCUGCUGAUCCUGGGCUGUGUGGUAGUCCAUGGCCAAUCGCCUGACUGCAAGGAGAUAAAGGAUAUUUGCUCUAAGUGCAUCCGAACACUUAAUGAUCCCUAUAACAAGGUGGAAUUUAUAAAUAAAGGAUGCAGAAACAGGGUUCGAGGCAGCUAUGUAUGGACGGAUCAGAACCUUUGCGAACUUCAAGCGAUAGCUUGUUCCGCUCCGAAUAGGGCAAUGAAUUGUGUUGUUAUCGCCGAGCUAGCCAAAAUGCGCAAAGUGACUCCAAGACCUCCAGGAUAACAAAUGUACUAAAGGACUUGGCCAAUUAGGACCAAAUAUGCAUAUGAUGGACACGCACUUUGGG
This is a messenger RNA of Drosophila teissieri, 597 nucleotides long. RefSeq lists its product as uncharacterized. Lineage: Eukaryota; Metazoa; Arthropoda; Insecta; Diptera; Drosophilidae. The transcript has 2 exons. Bases 228 to 533 code for a protein of 101 amino acids. The record is from RefSeq and is a predicted model, not a curated record.